UCACUGUCAAAAUAUGUUAUGUCACAAUAGCAAAAGAGCGAAUGUUUUAAUUUUCAAACAAGAAAUAUACUUAACUAAAGAAAUUUAAAAAAAAAAAACAAGCGGGCUAGUAAAAAAUGUUUAAGUUCUUUAAGUAUACACUUAGUACAGUGUCAGGAUUUACGCGAAACAAUAGUAGUAGCGUAGCAGCAAGUCCAAAUAGCUUAAUAUAUUGCAGCAAUGUUGUGAAGCAGCACGACUAUGAAAACUUUUUGGCAACUUUGCUUAUGACAAAAGCUAUUCGAACUCCUGCAUUAGUCGUAAGAGCAUUUAACGUUGAAGUGGCGAGGGUUCAGGAUCAAACGAGCGAUCCGCAGACGGCAGCUUUCAGAGUUCAAUUCUGGUUGGAUGUACUAAAUGACAUCUAUAAAAAGGAACAGAAUGUUAGCAAUAUUCCUGCCAAUCCUGUUGCAAAGGAAUUGUUCAAGAUAUGUAAAUGUUAUAAUCUACCAAAGAGACACUUAGAGAAACUUGUUCUAUCGAGGAGCAGUUUAUUAAAAUCAAGAUACUUCAGAACAUUAGAGGAUAUUGAAAAAUAUGCUGAUGAUACAGUAUCCUCAAUAUAUCACCUGCUGCUAAUGGUUGCGGGAGUGGCAGAUAUACAUGCUGACCAUGCUGCGUCACACUUGGGAAAAUCACAAGGGCUAACUAACAUACUAAGAUCAGUUCAUGUUUCAAACCAUCACAAAAUGGUAGCACUCCCAAUGGAUAUUCUGGUGAAGAAUAAUGUGAGCCAGGAAGAUGUUUUGAGGGGGAUAGACAGUGAAAAAAUGAGAAAUGUCGCAUUUGAAGUUGCAAGCAGAGCGUAUAGUCAUUUAGAAAAGGCAAGAAAAAUUCAAACACCAAAAACGUCAAAUCAAAUAUUUCUACCAGCAACAGCUGUAGAUUUUUACCUUAACAAACUACAGAAGAAUAAUUUCAAUAUAUUUGACAAAUCAUUGCAUCAAGGCAAUGCAACAUUACCUUUCAAACUAUACUAUAACAGAUUGGUUAAUAAAUAUUAGUUGUUCCAAAAUAAAUUGAUAAUUGUA
Papilio polytes (common Mormon) is the source of this 1070-nucleotide messenger RNA. It is a transcript of the gene sicily, whose product is annotated as NADH dehydrogenase (ubiquinone) complex I, assembly factor 6. The record is from RefSeq and is a predicted model, not a curated record. Gene Ontology annotation, cellular component: mitochondrion. NCBI's taxonomy places the organism in Eukaryota, Metazoa, Arthropoda, Insecta, Lepidoptera, Papilionidae. The transcript has 5 exons. The coding region runs from base 117 to 1043 and encodes 308 amino acids. Gene Ontology annotation, biological process: biosynthetic process; mitochondrial respiratory chain complex I assembly.